Messenger RNA from Amphibalanus amphitrite, 4114 nucleotides. Its product is annotated as neurogenic locus notch homolog protein 2-like. The record is from RefSeq and is a predicted model, not a curated record. Gene Ontology annotation, molecular function: peptidase inhibitor activity. Gene Ontology annotation, cellular component: extracellular region. The transcript has 23 exons. The coding region runs from base 165 to 3293 and encodes 1042 amino acids. Lineage: Eukaryota; Metazoa; Arthropoda; Thecostraca; Balanomorpha; Balanidae. Gene Ontology annotation, biological process: antibacterial humoral response; innate immune response.
UAACACAACGUAUUCUAGGGCCUUGAUCACAACACAUUUACUGUUGGGUUAGGUUGUUGCUUUAAAAUAAUAUAUUCUUUUGAUAAAUUGUCAGUACGUGUCUGCCUGGUUACUUUCACGCCUUUUCCUUGGAAGAUCAACCGUGCUAAGACUGAAAUAUCAAGAUGACUGAAAGAGGCGAGCUGCGGCGCGCGGCGGUCGGCGUUCUCCUGACGCUGUUUGUCGCGUCGGCGCCGACGACCGUCGUCGGUGCGCCGGAUUCGCCGCUGGCUCUUCCGUGCGCCGAACAACUCUGCCCGGGAAACGCCACGUGCAUCGUCAGAGUCGACUCGGGCCAGCCCGACUGCAUAGGGCGCACCAAGCCAGGUGGCUGCCCGGUAACAGAGACGGGCGAAUGCUCUGAGCUCCGGCUGCUCUGUGAAGGAGACGAUGACUGUCCCGGAGACAAGGUCUGCUGUCAGGUCAACUGCGAGAGGACCUGCAUCUCACCAGAGGAGCGGGUGGAGAAGCGGGGCCUGUGUCCGGCGCGGCUCUCGUUCGGCCCCUGUGUUACCGUGUGCUCCCAAGACGGGGAGUGUCCCGGGGACAGCAAGUGCUGCGACACCGGCUGUGGCGCCGUCUGCUCCUCUCCCUACGUGGCCAAGCCCGGGUCGUGCCCCGCUCCUCAGCUGCGGGGCGCCAGCUGCGCCGUCCAGUGCUCGCUCGAUCACGACUGCCCCUCCGACCAGAAGUGCUGCUCGAACGGCUGUGGCCGCACGUGCAGCGCGCCCUCAGACGAAGCCCUCUGUCCCAACGGCACCAGCUUCUACAACAAGUGUAACAGGUGCACCUGUAUUGACGGCAAGGUGGAGUGCGAGACCAACAUCUGCGCAAAAGAGAAGUCUGGCUCCUGUCCGAACAAGGCGUUCCUUGCCAAGCUGAGGAGCAGAGGCUGCGGGAACAAGUGUUAUGGAGACGACGACUGUCCGAGCGACAGCAAGUGCUGCGAGGCGGACGGCUGUGGACCGAUUUGCACCCCGCCAGCGGAGGAGAAGCCGGGCCUAUGUCCAGCCGCUGAGGGCCAGGAUCGGUGCGGCGACUUCUGCGACACCGACUCUGACUGUCCACAGAGCUCCAAGUGCUGUCUCACCGGCUGUGGACGCACCUGCAAGCCGCCAGAUGAGCCCGGUUUCUGCCCAGCCGAAACGGCUUCCCCUAACUGCUUGUUCCGUAAGAAUGAGUGUUCGUCGAACUUCGACUGCGGAAAAGGACAGGUGUGCUGCGACACAUCGUGCGGCAAAAAGUGCUCCAAGAAAGUGUCGGAGAAGCCUGGUCUGUGUCCCAACCCGGACAAGCUGACUCUCGAGCAGGGAGUCUUCUGCAAGAGCGACCACCACUGCCCCCGCGACCUCAAAUGCUGCGGAAACAAACGAGGCGACGUAGGGUGCACGCAGCCCACUCAAUACAAGACCACUUGUCGGAAUGUGCAGUGCACAAAGCCGGGAUAUUACUGCGUGGAUAUGGAGGAAGGACCCGAAUGUGUCAACAAGCCUAUGUCGACGUGCGCCGACAUCAAGUGUGAGGAGAACUCGUCGUGUCUGCAGCGACACGACAAGGCCGUCUGUGUCCCACACACCAAGGUUGGCCAGUGUCCGCUGGCGGCCACCCCGCUGCGACCCUGUAAGAAGUCCCGCAUUCUCUGUCAGAAGGAUGAGGACUGUGAAGGAGGCAACAUCUGCUGUACCGCUGGGUGCAGCCGGAAGUGCGUCAAACCACUGAAGACGGACUGUGCUUCUAUGGGCAACAAACUGUGUGAGACGGCUGGUUAUAUCUGUCAGGACACCCCCAAUGGAGCUGUGUGUGUCGAAGACAUGUACGACUGCACGAACCGCCAGUGUCCGGUGGGAUACAUCUGUGACGACCAGUUCACAACCGGGGCCAGGUGCAUCAAAGCCCGGGAAACGUGUGCGGAUAAAAUCUGCGCGCCCGGUGAGGAGUGCUACGAGGAGGAAGAUGGAGCCAUCUGCAUUCAGAAUUACAUUGCUGAAGGAUCAAUAAAUAGAGAGACAAAGGCAGGUCGGUGUCCUGCCAUCCGCCCCGGCUCGUACCGCGGCGACUGUCAGGACGAAUGUCGCUACGACUCCGAGUGUCCACGCCAGCAGAGAUGCUGCAACAACGGCUGUGCCUCCGUCUGCCUGGAUCCCGACUUCAGGCGCACGUGCGACCAGCUCACCUGUCCGCCGGGACAUGUGUGUGUGGAUGGGGACAGCAGCCAAGAUGCCGUCUGUGUUGAUACCGCUCCGAAGGAGACCGGUCGCUGUCCGUCACCCUCCCUGUGGGACGCUCGGACCCGCUCCUGUGAGGAGCAGUGUCAGUACGACUCACAGUGCAGCGGGGACCAGCGCUGCUGCAGUAACGGCUGUGCUCUGGUCUGCACUGCCCCCGACACGAGGAAACUCUGUGAUGAGAUCAGCUGCGAGCCGGGCACGGCCUGUGUGGAGAGUCCCACGGAGGAUGCCCAGUGCUUCAGGACAGAUGAAAAGUUUGGCCUGUGUCCGAAGCUGCCAGCCACUGGCUCCCUGGGCGGCGGCUGUCAGGACACCUGUCGCUAUGACGCCCAGUGCGCCGACAACACCAAAUGCUGCAACAACGGCUGUGCAAGCGUCUGUCUGGCGCCGAGAAAGCCCGACUGCGAGACCACCCAGUGCAGGGUGGGAUUCCGGUGCAUGCAGCGGAGGAACGGAGCUCCCUACUGCGCAGCCAUUCCCUGCAAGCAAGACGGCGAGAUAAUCGAUAUUGAGUGUAAUAGCUGCACCUGUAUCCAGGGCUACUUGCUCUGCUCGCAGGAGGAGUGUCCUCCAGUGAAGCCCGGUUAUUGCCCGCGACUCACCCGCGGUUACCGGGGCAGAUGUGUCGAGGAGUGUACCAGCGACUAUGACUGCUCAGAGGACGGAAAGUGCUGCAGCACAGGAUGUGGUCACACCUGUCAGAAACCAGUAUCGGAGAUCGUCCACCCGUGUCGCACAGUGCGGUUCCGGUGCGGCGACCAGACGCGCUGUGCGGCCACGCGAGGUCUCUGUAAGCCCGGUCAGACGUGUCCGCUGCAGCCACUGUGCGUGAGCCGCUCGGCGCCCUUCUGUGAGAGCUGUCCGCCGGGCAAGGUGUGCGUCCUACAGAAGCGGCCGUGUCCCAGCGGCCACUGCCACCGACAGCCCAUCUGCAUCCAGCUCUACAGUGACGAUACAAUCUUCAUGGAGGACGAGAAAUUGGAGCUGGCAGUGAUAGCUAAGCAAAACCCAAAGAAGUUCUUUUAAACAUGAAUCGUGGAAGCGUAAUGUGUUAGUAGCGUAAGACAUGUGUUCGCGUACCUAUAUUUAUUAGUCCGACAUUGCACCCUACCUUGAACUUAUUUGUAUGUUUCUGUGAAUUGUCAUAUGCAUGUAUUUCGCUUGUGCUUGGCUUUCGAGACUUUCAGUUCGCACCGGCACCUUUGGCGUUUUACUUCCCACCUGUCUUUUUAUUAGCCAUUGGAUUGUCGGGCAUUUCCGUGGGUGUUUUAUGGAAUAUGAAUGCUUGAAUAUUGAACGGGACAAGUGGUAAGCACACAUGACUUCUGUGAUGUAACCGAGAUUUGUGUGCGAGGAAGAGAGGCUCGUGGAAUGCUGCAUGUGUGAGUUGUCAUACGCUAGACGAAGUUACCAGCCAUUGUCACUGUAGGUAGUUGCUUUGUGGUGAUAGCGUUGAAUCAGAACGUGUGCCGUUUUUAAAACCGAUAUACGUAUGCCAACUUGUCACUGGAUGCAUAGAUACUAUGAAGGUAUGGGUGUCGUAUGUCUCAACUGCUGGUUGCCUUGAAGGCUUGAUGAAACUUUUAAUUGUAUAAUUGAAAUUACAUCGAUGCAUAGAAUUGUGUUGAUUUUGUGAGGAUGACUUCCACUGUCGUUCUCAUUUUUUUAAAUAUCUCCCGUCGUUCGGGACACCAUGCCAUCAUGCUCACACCGACUCAGCGUCCCUCCCCUCCCCCUCCCUCCCUCCUCCCCUCCCUGCUGUCACUCAAACGGGCGCAAAGGGCGUCAGAAAUUCACCGUCCGUAACCUUUACGUUACCGAUCAAUACACUGUUACACGUCACCAGC